Messenger RNA from Diuraphis noxia (Russian wheat aphid), 1846 nucleotides. RefSeq names its product DNA (cytosine-5)-methyltransferase PliMCI-like. Gene Ontology annotation, biological process: negative regulation of gene expression via chromosomal CpG island methylation; DNA methylation-dependent constitutive heterochromatin formation. Gene Ontology annotation, molecular function: DNA binding; DNA (cytosine-5-)-methyltransferase activity; chromatin binding. Gene Ontology annotation, cellular component: nucleus. The record is from RefSeq and is a predicted model, not a curated record. Lineage: Eukaryota; Metazoa; Arthropoda; Insecta; Hemiptera; Aphididae.
AACAUACGUGGAAAAUGUUAUGUUUCAUUCAUUUCUAAUAUUCAAGAUCCACUUUUAUGGUCUGCAGGUGGACCAGAUCGAUUUUAUUUCACAAAAAAAUAUGAUUUUAUAUUUGGCUCAAUUGUCUCCGAACACGAACUCCCAAGUGAAGCUAAAUUGACAGGCAAAGAAGUAUAUGUUAACUAUAAAUAUCAAUAUGUGGAUGAAGAUAAAUUACAGUAUAUACCAUCAUACAAGAAAAUCAAACCACUCAGAGGACUUGAUAUUUUUGCAGGUUGCGGCGGUCUAUCUAGGGGUUUAGAAGACAGUGGUCUUGUUGUAAGUAAUUGGGCUAUUGAAUGUGAUGAAAAAGCUGCUGAAGCAUUUGAAUUAAACAAUCCYGAGUCAACUGUGUUUAUUGAAGAUUGUAAUCAUUUAUUAAAAUUAGCAAUGUCUGGAGAAAAAACAAACAGUAAGAAUCAAAACAUACCACAAAAAGGUGAAGUUGACUUCAUUUGUGGUGGACCUCCUUGUCAAGGGUUUAGUGGAAUGAAUAGAUUUAAUUCUGGCCAAUAUUCAUUGUUUAAGAACUCUUUGAUUGUUUCAUUUUUAUCAUAUAUUGAUUUCUAUCGUCCAAAAUAUUUUGUCAUGGAAAACGUUAGAAAUUUUGUAUMAUUUAAAAGAAGUAUGGUUCUUAAAUUGACUCUUAGAUGUAUUACACGUAUGGGCUAUCAGUGUACAUUUGGUAUUCUACAAGCUGGUAACUUUGGUGUUCCACAAACUAGAAGGAGGUUAAUCAUUAUGGCAGCAGCUCCAGGGGAAAAAUUGCCAUUGUAUCCCGAACCUAUACAUGUAUUCAAUAGAAGAAGUUCAAGUUUAACUGUUCAAGUUGGUGAUAAAAAAUUCAAAACUAAUUGUAAGUAUGAUGAGUCAGCUCCUAUGAGAACAGUAACUGUAUAUGAUGCUUGGUCUGAUUUACCUAAAAUACCUAAUGGAGCAAACGACGAAGACAUCAUAUAUAAAUCAAAACCGAUUACACAUUUACAGAAAUUACUAAGAUAUCCAGACAAUCGAUAUGCAGAAUCUAUAUUGAGUGAUCAUAUAUGCAAAGACAUGUCAUCUUUGGUUCAAGCUAGRAUGGCACUAAUACCAGUGGGUGAAGGAAGUGACUGGAGAGACCUACCAAAUAUUAAAGUACAAUUAGCUGAUGGAAUUGAAACCAAUAAACUUUUGUAUACCCACCAUGAUAUAAAAAAUGGUUAUGGUCCAAAUGGUGAAUUACGCGGUGUUUGCAUGUGUGCCAGUGGUGAUAAAUGUGAUCCGCAAGAUCGUCAAAACAAUACAAUUAUACCUUGGUGUUUACCACAUACUGGUAAUAGACAUAAUAACUGGGCAGGCUUAUAUGGCCGUCUAGCAUGGUCAGGGUAUUGUUCAACCACAAUUACAAAUCCUGAGCCAAUGGGAAAACAAGGCAGAGUACUUCAUCCUGAGCAACACCGUGUAGUCAGUGUACGAGAGUGCGCCCGCUCUCAAGGCUUUAAAGAUUCUUWCAUUUUCCAUGGACCAAUUAUCAACAAGCAUAGGCAGAUUGGUAAUGCAGUUCCUCCACCAAUGGGUAAAGCUAUYGGUCAUGAAAUAAUCAAAGCUAUUGACAAAAAACCAAGAUAUAUUUACAGUCCAUUUAUACUAGGGAACCAUUGAUAAGACAUUAGUCUGUUUAAAAUAUAUUUGAACACAUCAGCUAUGGUAAUACAAGUUUUAACUCUUAUUUUAUUUAAGUUUGUGUUCAUCUAGAAUGAAUACAGUGUGUUCAGAUAUUAUAAUCAUUUGAUAUGAAAUUUAAUUUUAGUAUAUUUUUUAUGUUAGU